This is a messenger RNA of Salvia miltiorrhiza (redroot sage), 939 nucleotides long. RefSeq lists its product as uncharacterized. Bases 1 to 939 code for a protein of 312 amino acids. The record is from RefSeq and is a predicted model, not a curated record. NCBI's taxonomy places the organism in Eukaryota, Viridiplantae, Streptophyta, Magnoliopsida, Lamiales, Lamiaceae. The transcript is spliced from 3 exons.
AUGGAGCUAAUAUGUUUCUGGUACUCUAACGUGUGGGAAACAGGGAGCUUUGAGUCAGGGCAUUUACGUGUAAACAAGACGGAUAAAACACGUCGGAGUUGGACGGGUAAGGAGGAAGAUAUGCUGCUGAGUUCGUUGAAAGAGUUGGUGGCACAAGGAUGGAAGUUCGAUAACGGCUUCCGGGCAGGGUAUCUUAACAAGUUGGAAGAGGCGAUGAAGAAGGCGUUUCCGGGUACUGAUUUGAAGGGUGUUCCGCAUGUCAACUCCAAAAUAUGCGCGUGGAAAAAACACUACAACAGCCUUGUGUUGAUGCUAGCAAAUACUGGAGUAGGCUUCAACGUUAAUGGGGACCACAUGGUUAAUUGCACGGAUGAACAAUGGGAGCACAUCGUUAUGAAAGAUCAGAACGCACGACUCAUGAGAUUAAAGUCGUGGCCUAUGUUGGAUGAUUGGAAGGUGGUGUUCGGUCAAGACAGAGCGACAGGAGAGCAUGCCGAAGACCUCAUGGAUGCUGUCACUGACAUGUUUCGUCGCAGGAACACUGCUGAAGAUACACCCGACGACGUAUAUCACGUGCAGCUAGAUGACAUAGAGAAUGAGGUUGUGGAUGAAAGUGCUAGUCAGUCAAAGAAAGUGGAUGAAGGUGCUAGUCAGUCCAAGAAAGUGGAUGCAGUCAAUAACGGGAACAACAAGAAGCGUAAGGCACGUGAUGAAAUGAGUGGUGUUUAUGAAGCUCUUGUCGAGAUCAGCCGUAAUACUAACCAAAGGAAGGAAGUGUUCGAGCAUCUCAAUGUGAUACCGGGGCUGUCGCUCGAGCAACGCUUUGACAUUUGCGAGCUCCUUGCUUAUAAGCAAGAGCGUUUGGAGAUUUUCCUUGGACUUCCUGCUGAUGCGAAACCAGCGUAUGCAAUGCGUCUUCUCGAAGGUCGAAGCAAGUGA